ACAAAUAAAAUACAUGUAAAAACAAAUAAAAUUUUGCUGGUAAAACCAAAAUUCACUACUACAAAAACUAGAAUAAGAAACGCAAGAUAUAGAACGGUUAACUUAGAUAUGCAAUCUCUAGGAUUAUAUAGAACGCCUAUCUUAGUUAACCGUUCUAUUUGAUUUUUUUUUUAUUUUAUUAAAUUGUGAUUUUAUUACAUAGAAACGCAUAUCUUAGUAAACCGUUCUAUUUGAUAUAUCCAAAUUUUACACUUACAAUAUAGAUCGCUCCUCUUAGUUAACCGUUCCAUAUGUUUAACAUUAUUUUUUUAAAAAUGAAAAUAAAAAUAAAAAUCUAACAUACCAAGAGGCCCAAAAUUCUAUCCCUAAUUUUCCUUAAAAAAAAAAAAAAAAAAAAAAAAAAAAAAAAAAAAAAAUCUAACCCUAACUCCUCUAAGAGCCGUUAUUCUCAAAUAACUUCCCCUCUUCAUUUCCUCAUCCUCUAUCUCACGCACUUCUUGCUUCUUCCCUCCUUUGAAAUCCUUACUCCUUUAUCUUCUACCUUUAUCCCUCAAAGUCUGAUCAUCAUAAAAACUCCGGCUGACAUCCGAUUAACCCCUUCUCCGUCGUCUUCUUCCUAUAUUUACAACUAAACUUCGAUGCAAUACGGUGCGCGAAAGCUCAAACCAUUGAAACCUCGAUUUUUCUCUGUUUAUGGUCGCAAGUUGUUGUGGGUUGAUUGGGGUUUUACAUUAUUAAGGUAGGUGAUGGCUGACAUUGAAUUGAUUGGUGGGUCGUGUAAGGUGGUUGGAGGCGCUGCGGUGGUUGAGGUUGGUGGAGACAUUGCGGUGGUCGACGUUGGUGGAGAUGCUGCAAUGGUCGAGGUUGGUCGAGGCGCUACUAGGGAGUGGUUCAAGUUGGUGGAAGCACUGCUGUUAGUUCAGGUUGUUGAAGCUCCGCUGUGGUUGAACUGUACUGUAUCAAAAUUAAUUUUGUUGGUGGAGGUGGUUUCGAAUUUCAUGGGCAGUUUAAGUUGCACUUCUGAAGUUCUUAGCAGUUUAGCACAUUGAUAAUUAUUAAGUUAGGGUAUAGAAUUGUAUCAAAAUGUCCUUGAGAUGUAAUUAUUUGAAUAUAAAGAAUACUUAGUAAUAAAGGUUCUUUUUAAUUUGAUAUUUGACUUUUA
Chenopodium quinoa (quinoa) is the source of this 1162-nucleotide messenger RNA. RefSeq lists its product as uncharacterized. NCBI's taxonomy places the organism in Eukaryota, Viridiplantae, Streptophyta, Magnoliopsida, Caryophyllales, Amaranthaceae. The record is from RefSeq and is a predicted model, not a curated record. The coding region runs from base 747 to 1049 and encodes 100 amino acids. The transcript has 2 exons.